Daucus carota subsp. sativus is the source of this 1215-nucleotide messenger RNA. RefSeq lists its product as uncharacterized. The record is from RefSeq and is a predicted model, not a curated record. The transcript is spliced from 2 exons. Lineage: Eukaryota; Viridiplantae; Streptophyta; Magnoliopsida; Apiales; Apiaceae. Bases 1 to 1215 code for a protein of 404 amino acids.
AUGAAUCGUUUUACCAAAGAAGCCUUGAAGGUCCCAGAUCUAGAUCAGAAGGUAGCCAUGAUUGCACUCCAACAAGGCACCACUGAUGAAAAUUUUCGCCGAUCUCUAGCCAAGAGGGCUCCGGACAAUAUGAACGAUUUGCAAGAGAGAGCCGGAAAGUAUAUAAAGGCAGGGGAAAGUUUGAGAAAAUCCCAGAACAAUCAGGGACCGAAUACCAACUUCAAAAAACGUGGGAAUGACACGGAGUAUAAUGCUGAGAAUAAGUACUCCCGGAAGGAAGAUGAGGAAAAACCGCCUGCUAAAAAGAAGGUGGGGCCGAGGUUUACUGAGUAUGCCAGGCUUAACGCCCCGAGGAGUCAAAUCCUGUUGGAAAUUGAGAAGGAUGAAAGUUUGAAGGAUGAGAUUGAGUUCUUGAUCCGAAGAGGAAAGUUAUCCAAAUUUACCAAAGAUGGAGACAAGAAUCAUCGAGACAAUGAUAAUCGUGGAAGAGACAACGAUGACAAGAGAGCUCAGCCUCGAGGGCCUGUUAUUAAUGUGAUCUCCGGAGGGCCUACAGCCGCUGGUACUUCCAGUAACUCGAGGAAGGCUUAUGCAAGGGAAGUAAUGAGUAUAGUUGGAGAACCCCCAAAGCGGGCAAAAAUUGACUAUGCAAUGGCAUUCGAUAACGUCGACCUUGAGAAGGUAAAAUUCCCCCAUGAUGACCCCUUAGUAAUUACACCAGUGAUUGGAAACUCGUCCGUAAAGAGAGUGCAUAUUGAUAAUGGAGCCUCGGUGGAUAUUUUGUUCUAUGAUGCCUAUGAAAAGAUGGGAUACUCCGAUACUCAACUGACACCCUCGGAUAUGCCUAUAUAUGGCUUCAACAAUGUGGAAACCAAGAUUGAAGGCAUGAUCCAACUACCUGUAACUAUGGGUACCGAACCUAGGCAAGCCACAUGUAUGAUAAAUUUCUUGGUUGUCAAAGCCUCGUCUACCUAUAAUGCCAUCCUUGGAAGGACUGGGAUACACGCUUUUAAGGCAAUCCCGUCCACUUACCACAUGAAGAUUAAAUUCCCAACUAGGAACGGAAUUGGAGAAGAAUUAGGAGAUCAGAAAAUGGCCCGAAGCUGUUAUAUUGAGGCACUAAGGUCUGGCGGAACCGGGGGGCAAGUACUACCCAUAGAGGAUCUAACAUCCGAGAAGAGGAAGAAAGAAGAGGCAAGCCCGCCGAAGACUUGA